Messenger RNA from Periophthalmus magnuspinnatus, 4359 nucleotides. RefSeq lists its product as uncharacterized. Lineage: Eukaryota; Metazoa; Chordata; Actinopteri; Gobiiformes; Gobiidae. The record is from RefSeq and is a predicted model, not a curated record. Gene Ontology annotation, molecular function: GTP binding; protein binding. The transcript is spliced from 4 exons. The coding region runs from base 15 to 3398 and encodes 1127 amino acids.
CCUCUGCUUCUGCCAUGGAGUGUGUGAGAGGUGAGACGUUGGAGAUGCCGGCUCUGGGCCGUCCCUUUGAACUGGGCAUGUUGUACGACGCCAGAGCAGACAAACUGGUGCCAGGCAUGACGCUGUGGGACCAUGAGAAGCUGCAGCAGGACAUGACAGAGACGCUGAAGCCCAACAGUGAGUUUGAGAUGUUGGCGUCAGACUCCAUUUCAGAUAAGUCCGCUUCUCUGGGUGUGGACGCCGCACUCAAGGCCAGUUUCUUUAGUGGCCUCAUCGCGGUCGACGGCUCUGCUAAAUACCUGAAGGACACAAAGACCUCCAAACAGCAGGCCAGAGUCACUCUGCAGUACAAAACCACCACAUGCUUCAGAGCACUGACCAUGAACCAGCUCGGAGCAGGAAACAUCAUGCACCCAGACGUGUUUGAGAAGGGGCUGGCCACACACGUUGUCACCGCCAUUCUGUACGGUGCUCAGGCCUUCUUUGUGUUCGACCGAGAGGUGUCUGACUCUGAGAAUCUCCAAGACAUUCAGGGAAACCUCCAGGUGAUCAUUAAGAAGAUCUCCAACAUCUCCAUUGAGGGGGAAGGAGCUCUGAAGAUGGAGGACAAGGACAAAGAAAAGGUCCAGAAAUUUUCUUGCAAAUUCCAUGGAGACUUCAGCCUGAGUCAGAACCCGAUCACGUUUGAAGACGCCAUGAAGGUUUACCAGGAUCUGCCCAAACUGCUCGGCCCAAACGGAGAGAAGGAGGUGCCGGUGAAAGUGUGGCUACUGCCCCUCACUUCGCUAGACUCUGCAGCAGCUCGCCUGGUGCGGCAGGUCAGUGUGGGGUUGGUGUUUGAGGUGGAGAGGACUCUGGAGCACUUAGAGGACUUGGACAUGAGGUGUCGAGAUGUUUUGAACAGCACAGAGUUAAAGCAGUUUCCUCAGAUAGUCACGAAGAUCAGAACCUUCAUGGGCUUGUGCUCCGAGUUUAAGCUGGGACUGCAGGGCGUUCUGGCUCAGAGGCUGCCAUUAAUUCGCGGAGGAGGAGAGGAGGAGGCGGAGCUCGCCGAGAUACUCAGGAAAAGAGCUGCAUCUCCGUUCAGUCACAACUGUCUGAACCAGUGGGUGAGGUGUAAAGUCAAAGAGGCCAGACUCAUCAAAACCUUCUGUCACCUGAUGAAGAACACAGAGGUCCUCUCCUCUCAGGAUGACCUGGACGACAGGUCCAGUAAUGUGAAGAACACUGUGUGCUUCGUCUUCACCUCCCUGGAGACUGAGGAGCCCUAUCUCUCUGCCUUAAGUCAGUACUUAAAGGGCUCAGAACAGCUCAGCCCUCGGCCUAAAGACCUGGAGAUGGAGCAGUGGUACAGCGACAAAGACGUCCGAGAGGCCGUGAGGACCAAGGCCAAGCUCUUUGGAGAUUUUGCUGAGGCCAACGUUGACAACCAGGACGUUAAGUUUCUGGCAGUGGCUUUUAAGAAUGAGACCCAUAAAGGCUCAACCAUCUACCUUUACGAAGAAGGAUUUGAAGUCAGUGAUAACUUUGAGCCCCCUUCGAAGCCUGAGAACAUCAGUGUGGACGAUGUAACCCACAACAGUUUGACUCUGCACUUCAGCGCCCCCACAUGGGGGGCAGAGACGGUGAUGGGCUACAGGCUGGAGUACAGCGAUGGAGGAGAGUGGCAGCUGUCUGAGGCUAAGACGGGGUUAGUCAGAGUGAGCGCCCUGAGCGCAGACACAGAGUACAGUUUCAGACUGAGAGCCGUCACUGCAGUGGGUCUGGGACCGGCCGCAGAACUCAAGUCCAUAAAAACGGCUCCUGAACCCGAGGGCCCCAAACGCCUCACGGAGGAGCUGAAGAAAACCUGUGAAGUUAUAGAAACCAAAGAAUCUCUGCAGAUACUGAAGCUUCCACUGACCAGAGAUAGUAUAGAAAUCCCAGGCUGCCAGCAGUUCAUCUACGGCACCGACUUCCCCGGGAAGAGUAACUGCACCAUAAUGCUGAUGGGCGCCACGGGAGCGGGCAAGUCUACCCUCAUCAACGGUAUGAUCAACUACAUCCUGGGCGUGCAGUGGACUGACCCCUACAGGUUCAAGCUGGUAGUGGAGGAGAAGAAGUCACAGGCUCAUAGUCAGACAUCGGAGGUGACGGUUUAUAAAAUCAACUUUGACGACGGCUUCAUGAUCGACUAUUCUCUGACCAUCAUCGACACGCCGGGCUUUGGAGACACUCGAGGCAUCGAGCGAGACCAACAGAUCACAGAGCAGAUCCGAAAACUCUUCUCCAACAACUUUGGGGUGAACGACAUUCACGCCGUGUGCUUUGUAGCUCAAUCUGCUCUUCCUCGCCUCAGCGCCACUCAGCGCUACGUGUUCGACUCCGUCCUCUCCAUCUUUGGGAAUGACGUGGCCGAGAACAUCCGGGUUCUGGUGACUUUCGCAGACGGACAGCUGCCUCCGGUUCUAGAGGCCAUCACAGUGGCAGGAGUCCCGUGCCCCAAAGCCGAUGACGGAAAACCCGCCCACUACAAGUUUAACAACUCGGCGCUGUUUGCAGAGAACCAGAGUUCUGUGGUGGGGUUCGAUGAGAUGUUCUGGAACAUGGGGAAAGCCAGCAUGAGGAGCUUUUUUGAUGUCCUGCACAAGACUGAGCCCAAGAGUCUGACUCUGACCAAAGAGGUGCUGAGAGAGAGAAAGCAGCUAGAGGAAACUGUGGAAGAUCUACAGAGGAAAAUCAAAGUGGCGUUAGCCAAACAGGACGAGAUCAAACAGACUGAGGAACAGAUGAAAAAGCACGAGGCCGAGAUCGAGAGAAACAAGGACUUCAUGGUCCCACUCAAAGUCCUGAAGCCUGUUCAAGAAGACAUCUCAGGAACAGGAAACUACAUCACCAACUGCCAGAAGUGCAACCACACGUGCCAUUACCCAUGUACCAUUGCUGACGACAGCGCCAAGAAAGGCUGCGCCGCCAUGGAUCAGAACGGGUACUGCACAGAGUGCCCAGGAAAAUGCAUCUGGAGUGAUCAUUACAACCAGAAGUACAGAUGGGAGUACAAAGAAGUCAUCGAGGAGAAGACCGCAGAGGAGAUCAAGAAGAAGUACCUGAAGGGAACCAAGGACAAGAUGACUGUGCAGAACGUGAUCUCAAAACUGAAAAGGGAAUAUCAUCGGUUCAAGAACAUUGUUACUGACAUGGUCAAGGAAGCCACUAAGGCCAUAAACCGUCUGAAUCAGAUCGCGCUGAAGCCCAACCCCCUGUCCACUCCAGACUACAUCCACCUGCUCAUCGAACAUGAGAAGAAGCAGCGAGAGCCGGGCUGGAAGCAGAGGGUGAAGGCCCUGGAGGAGGAGAAGAAGAAGGCCGAACUGCUCACACAAGUCGGCACCGGGCAGGAGAUUCUGGGCCCUCACUGAGUCCUCGUCUCGUCCUCGUCUCGUCCUCGUCUCGUCCUCGUCUCGUCCUCGUCUCGUCCUCGUCUCGUCUUGUCCUCGUCUCGUCCUCGUCUCGUCCUCGUCUCGUCCUCGUCUCGUCCUCGUCUCGUCCUCGUCUCGUCCUCGUCGCUCGGACUUUGAAGACUUUGAUUUUAAGUUUUAUUUUGGAUCAGGAUGUUUCGUGUUGUUGCUUUAUUGUCUCUAAAACCUUCAAAUCAAGAAUAUUAAUCUAGAGGUGAUCAUUUUGUGUCCAGGAGACGACUGAUCAUUUGUUUUGAUUUGUUGUUUUGUGAUUUUUCGUUCUUAUUCUGUAAACUCUUUGAAUCACUGUGUUGAAUUGUGCUGGACAAACUCGUGGUGAGAAAGUGGAUUUAAAGAGCCACAUGACUCGAUUCUCUCACCUGAUGUUUCCUCACACAGACCUGGAGUUGUGUUUUGUUUCAUUCACAUGUUUAACACACAAACCUGCAGAUUUAUAACUGAAAACACUCUGUUCCACCUUGUGAUGUCAUCAUGUGGUGAUACAGGAAGUGCUCCACUGUGUUUUUAAACUCCACCUUCACUAGAAUCAUUUGGAUCAUUUACAAUCUACUGAACUAAAGGUAAAAGGAGCUGUUGAAAACUACCACUUGAUGACAUCACAAGGUGAAACGUUGCAUUUUGGUCUUUGUAGAUGUUACAGACUAAUAAUAAAGUGUGAAUCAAACAUGUGUGAAUGAAACAAAACACAACUCCAGUGUGUUUUUGUGUGAUAAAGGACCUUUAAACACACAGAGGAACAAUGCUAAUGCUAAUGCUAAUGCUACACAUUUACCAAAGAAGUGUUGUGUUUGUGAAUCCUGUUUUCACUGUGGCUAAUGCUAAUGCUAAUGCUCCUCAGAUGUUAAAUGUGUUUUUACUGUUUUACUGUUAAGAGCCACAGACACAGGAGUCGAGGCUCAUG